AUAAAGAUAGAUUCCGGUUGCAUACUUGUCGGUAUUGAAAAGUAUUAGGCUUCAUCGAUAAACAAUGUUUACAAUUGUUGUCUUGGUUAUUUCAUUAUGUACUCCGGCAAUUGAUGCUUUGCAACCAGCAGGAUGCGAAAAAAGAUUCCAGGAUUUUGGAGGAAAGGUUUCCACUUUUGAAUGCCCCGCAAAUUGUGAUAUCGGAGAUGUGUAUGUUGUAGGUGGACCAGAUGCUUUUCAACCUGAUUCUCUGGUUUGUGCUGCUGCUAUUUUUACUGCUGCAGCUCCAGUUUCAGGAGGAAAAGUUGUUUUUCGAAAACAAACGUCAAACCCUGUUCCGACAAUGGAGACGGGGUCAGCAAACGGGGUUAACACGAUAGAUCCUGCCACUGCACCAACAACCAACACCGUAUUCUUUGCGUUUGAGGAUUCAAUUCCAUCUGAUUGUGCAGUUGCAGCAGAAGAUAUUGAUCAGGAAGUUUUUGUAUUUAACUGCCCAGCUAACUGCGAAUCAAACACUGACAUAAGAUCUGACCUUGUUUUUGAUGUUCCAAAAUCAAUAUUCGCGGUUCAAUCGCUCAUUUGUAUGGCUGCACUUUAUGACGGAAAAAUAACAACUGGGGGUGAUGUUGUGGUUCAGAAACAACAAGGGAUUUUAUCAUACGGCGACGCCAGCGGCAGUAUUUCUGGAAUUGACCCGGUGCCGUUAGAUACGUAUGAUCCUGCGUUUACAUUUUCAGAUACAAUAAAACCAGGUUGCUUACAAACCAUGUCAAGCCAACCAAAUCCAAUCUUCUUCUUCACUUGCCCGACUGACUGCAGCCCGAACCUGGUUGAGAUCGUGGGAGACGGAAUCUACAAUGACGGAACACCAAUAUGCCUUGCAGCUAUUCAUGAUGGACAGAUAACCGCUGCUGGCGGAGGUGACGUAAUUGUGAAUAAACGCCCAGGUCAGUCAGGAUUUAGUGGAAGCACACGUAAUGGUGUCACCAGUAUCAGUGGAGGACCAGACGAUGGUUUUGAUUUUCUCGACUGCAUCAACGGAUCUCCUACAAGUUCUCCAUCGGUAGGUUGUUCUUGUACUGCGACUUGGUUCGGAGAUGCGUGUGAUAUAAUGUGUGUUGAAGGAAAUUACGAUGCAGCGAAUAAUCCAGCAUGUACCUGCAAUUCUGGAUGGGUUGGACCUAUGUGCAAUUUCCCAUUAUGUUAAGCACUACUGAAGAAGACUGAAGAAAAUAUAAUUUUUUGAUUCUGCUCAUAUUUACAUUAAUAUUACUUGUUUUAAAUUUACGUUAAGUUCCAAAUGAAAUAUCCUCGUAAUAUUUGCGAGAAUGUAGGUUGAGAAAGUAAAUUUCAAUCGACACAUAAAUAUAUUUACAUAUAUAUAUAUAUUACAUUUCU
Molecule: messenger RNA, 1401 nt
Organism: Styela clava
Lineage: Eukaryota; Metazoa; Chordata; Ascidiacea; Stolidobranchia; Styelidae
Source: RefSeq, a predicted model, not a curated record